CAAGCAGGAGGGCUCCUACUACGUCCCUGCUGAGUCCAAGCUGGUCUUCGUUGUCCGCGUUAAGGGGUAUGUUUGCUCAGCAGUCGAGCACCAGUUAAUCAGCUCACUAACUUGCAUAUUCUAGUAUCAACAAGAUUGCCCCCAAGCCCCGCAAGAUUCUUCAGCUCCUCCGCCUUCUCCAGAUCAACAACGGUGUCUUCGUCCGUCUUACCAAGGCUACUCUUGAGAUGUUGAAGGUCGUUGAGCCCUGGAUCGCCUACGGUUACCCCAACCUUAAGUCCGUCCGCGAACUCGUCUACAAGCGCGGCUACGGUAAGGUCAACCGUCAGCGCAUUGCCCUCACCGACAACUCCAUCAUUGAGGAGAACCUCGGCAAAUACGGCAUUGUCUGCGUUGAGGACUUGAUCCACGAGAUCUUCACCGUUGGCCCCAACUUCAAGCAGGCCAGCAACUUCUUGUGGCCCUUCAAGCUCAGCAACCCCACUGGUGGUUUCCGUACCCGCAAGUUCAAGCACUACAUUGAGGGCGGUGACCUUGGUAACCGGGAGGACAAGAUCAACAACCUCAUCAGACAGAUGAACUAAGCGACCAAUUUUGGACUGUAUUAAACAGGGCGUCGCUUUUAGGUUGUUCGGAAAAGUUAACGGGAGCUGGAAGCACUGGGUUUACUAUGUCAAGUACUCAUGAAUUGAAUUUGCAUGGCCCAGGGCCUGGUCUUAA
This is a messenger RNA of Xylona heveae TC161, 720 nucleotides long. Its product is annotated as 60S ribosomal protein L7. The transcript has a single exon. Gene Ontology annotation, biological process: maturation of LSU-rRNA from tricistronic rRNA transcript (SSU-rRNA, 5.8S rRNA, LSU-rRNA). The annotation marks the transcript as partial. The record is from RefSeq and is a predicted model, not a curated record. Gene Ontology annotation, cellular component: cytosolic large ribosomal subunit. NCBI's taxonomy places the organism in Eukaryota, Fungi, Ascomycota, Xylonomycetes, Xylonales, Xylonaceae. Gene Ontology annotation, molecular function: RNA binding; structural constituent of ribosome.